CCCCUCAUGCAAAAAUCAGCGAAACCAAAAUUAAAAAAUCUAAAUCAGCAGGACAUUUGCAGAAUUUGAUUUCUUUAUUGACCUAAAAAUGGCCGCCAUGUUUUUGUCCAAAUCUGCUGUCUACAACCUCUCCAAGUCCUCCGUGAAGACCACCACAUCUCUUCCUGUCCGCUCCAAAGUUUCUAGGGUUUGCUUCGCAGCUUCCUCCAGACACGAUCCCGAGGGAAGGAAGGCGGCGGGCGGUGACAAUGGAAGAAGAGAUUACAGCACCUCGUACAAUGCGGAGGAGGAGGCGGCGGCCGCUGACACGACUCGGGAGGUGAAGGAGAACGCGGCGGCGAUGAAGGAGAGGGCCGCCAGAAAGGCGGAGGAGGCGAAGGAAAGGACGGUGGGGUCGAUGCAGGAGACGUCGGAGAAGGCGAAGCAGAGAGCCGAGGAGAUGGGGGAGAAGACGAAGAGCGCCGCCGAGAGGAUGGCGGAGGGGACGAAGGAGAAAACCAUGAACAUGGCGGAGAAGGCGAAGGAGACGGGGAAAGGCGCGGCGGGGAAGGUGAAGGAGACGGUGGAGGGGGCGGCGGGGAUGGUGAAGGACGCCACGCAGAAGAUCAAGGAAACGGUGGUCGGAAAGUCAUCCGACGCCGAGGAUUACGUGGAGGAUCACGUCAGGGAAUCUGACCGCCGCGAUAUUAAGGAUUAAUUAAUUAUUAAUAGUUUUUUUUUUUUUUUUUUGUGGUGGAUUGGGUGGGGUGGGGUGGGGUGGGAGUUGAGGGGAUCUAUGCCUAUGCUACCUAAUGUGUUUUUUAAGUUCUUGGUGUAAGGGAAAAAUAAUAAAAGUCAAAUGUAUGAGCAUAUUGACUUUCUGUGAGAAAAAUGGAUCGAUGGGUAGGAAUUUGUUUGAAUUAUUGAUUGAUGGUGUUGAGAUUUUUUUGGGUCUUUGACAAAAUACCCAAAAGAUCAUUGGGGAAACUUCCAAUGCGAUAAGUUGGGCUUACAAAAGCCCACUAAGCUGUUUAACCCAUAAAGGAGAGGGCUUUUUCUUAAAGGGAGCAUAUAAUAAAAAUAAUAAUGAUAAGUGUAAGGGAUAAGUUUCGGUGGGUUCAAAUUCCGACGCCUCAGCUCAUGAAACGUGCGCACUCUCGGAAGGGGUUGUUUCGGGGAAGUUUCGGGGAAUGGGUUUCACGUCAAAAAAAAAAAUAAUAAUAAUAAUAAUUAAUUUAUCUCUAAACGAGUUUAUGCAAAA
Andrographis paniculata is the source of this 1240-nucleotide messenger RNA. Its product is annotated as late embryogenesis abundant protein 2-like. Bases 89 to 697 code for a protein of 202 amino acids. NCBI's taxonomy places the organism in Eukaryota, Viridiplantae, Streptophyta, Magnoliopsida, Lamiales, Acanthaceae. The transcript has 2 exons. The record is from RefSeq and is a predicted model, not a curated record.